AAGGUAACUUGUCUUGUUUUCUUUGUGCAGCAUUGAGACAUUCCAGCUGCCAAACAACUGCGGAUGGUGCGGUCACAUCAAGGCUACAACACCUGCUGUAACUCCUGUGCCUAUAAGACAGAUAAACAUGAUCUGAAGGACACACCACAUUCUAUACAGGCCAGCGUCCUAUUGAACGCCAUUUGUGUCCUUGGAGCUUCUGGCAAACGUUCAAGCUGAAGAAGCACCUGCAACCCACACAGACGAGAGGCGAGUGCCCUUUAUGCCCUCAGAGCUUCUAAAAAGGUUAAUCUGAAGCAACACUCGCAAAUCUACACAGGCGAGAUGCCAUUUCAGUGUCCGUUAUGCCCGUGGAGCUUCUCAAGAACGUCCACACUGAAAAAUCAUAUGGUCACCCACACAGAUGAGAGGCCAUUUCAAUGCCCUUCAUGCCCUCAGAGCUUCUCACGAAAGAGUUCUCUGAAACGACACCUGGACACCCACACAGGCGAGAGGCCAUUUCAGUGCCCUUCAUGCCCUCAGAGCUUCUCAGUUAAGUCUACCCUGAAGAAUCAUGUGCGCAUCCACACAGGCGAGAGGCCAUUUCAAUGCCCUGCAUGUCCUCAGAGCUUCUCAGAUAGGUCCACACUGACAAAUCACAUGCGCACCCACACAGGCGAGAGGCCGUUUCAGUGCCCCUCAUGCCCUCAAAGCUUCUCACAGAAGUCUACUCUGAAGAAACAUGUGCUCAUCCACACAGGUGAGAAGCGAUUUCAGUGCCCUGCAUGUCCUCAGAGCUUCUUGGCCAAGUUCACACUAAGAAGGCACGUGCACACCCACACAGGCGAGAGGCCGUUUCAGUGCCCUUCAUGCCCUCAAAGCUUCUCACACGAGACUACAUUGAAGAAUCAUGUGCGCACCCACACAGGCAAGAGGCCAUUUCAGUGUGCUUUGUGCCCUCAGAGUUUCUCAGACAAGUCUACAUUGAAGAGUCAUGUGCGCAUCCACACAGGCGAGAGGCAAUUUCAGUGCCCUUCAUGCCCUCGGAGCUUCUAACGCAAGUCCACACUGAAGAAUCACCAGCGCAUCCUCACAUGCAAGGGGUGAUUUCAUUGCCCUGCAUGCUGACAAAGCUUCUCCCGAAAGAGUAUUUUGAACCGACACCUGCGCACCCACACAGAAGAUAAACCACUUCAUUGCCCUUCACGCCCUCGAAGCUUCUCGAAAAAGUCUGCACUAAAGGCUCACCUGCGCAUCCACUAAUGUGAGAGGCUGUUUCGGUGGUUUUCGUACUUUCAAAAAGCUCGCUAAUGUUCAUGUCGCCAAGCCAGUGCACACGAGAGAUCGUUGAAGCAGGAAAAAUUCAGUGUGCACAGUGUUCAUGUGUAAAGGUCGCGUCAGUGCACCUUUGCCAAAAAACAGUUGUGACUUUCCCAUGUACACUUGCUGCAGAGUAGUGCUGAGUUGUGAGACUUCUCAUUAUUUCUUCGUUUUCAUGUUUUUCUUA
Molecule: messenger RNA, 1486 nt
Organism: Dermacentor silvarum
Lineage: Eukaryota; Metazoa; Arthropoda; Arachnida; Ixodida; Ixodidae
Product: oocyte zinc finger protein XlCOF6-like
Exons: 2
Coding region: 325-1035 (236 amino acids)
Biological process (GO): regulation of DNA-templated transcription
Molecular function (GO): DNA-binding transcription factor activity, RNA polymerase II-specific; RNA polymerase II cis-regulatory region sequence-specific DNA binding
Source: RefSeq, a predicted model, not a curated record